Messenger RNA from Purpureocillium lilacinum, 831 nucleotides. RefSeq lists its product as uncharacterized. Lineage: Eukaryota; Fungi; Ascomycota; Sordariomycetes; Hypocreales; Ophiocordycipitaceae. The record is from RefSeq and is a predicted model, not a curated record.
AUGGAAAUUCAAGGCCCUCCCGUGCGAUACCCAUCUGCGCCCAGCGUGAGCAUUUCGACGAGCGACGUGGUCCUGCUCCGAAGCCCCCCGUCACCAGUGUCUGCAGGGAGCGACUCAACGACACUAAGGAACCCAUCUGACUGCGACCCCCCGAGCCCUCGACAACCACCAGCGUACGGAGCGGAGGGCGCGCCGCCGCAAUACCAGGAGGAGCUUGUGUCAGGGAGCAAGGCGAAGCGCCGGAAGACGCUACUAGUCAGGCUUCUCACAUCGAUAUUCAUCACUGUCCUGGUGUCGCUCAUCGUCGCGGCGGUGGUGGGCAGGAUACAUGACAGACAGAACAGCGGCGGCGAUGCCGCGCAGAAUGCGUCCACAACGACGCAAAGCGUUGAACGUUUUACCAUGUCAAGCGAUCCGACGACCCUGCCGGAAUCAAAGAUGCCUCUGAGCACUGCCGGCGUUGCCGCCGCCGCUCCGACAACGUUUUCCACCGUGACAACGACGCGCAGCGCGGUUUCUCUCAAUCCAACAUUACCUCCUCUGACGACAGUCGACUGUGCAUCGCUGGCGCGCCUGACUGGCGCGACGCCAGUGACGAGCAUCCAACCGACACCCACAGCACGGGAUCGCAAGAUCCAGGUCACUGAGGCGGCACAGCCUAGCGACGAUGACUCCGAAAUGACGGGAGUGGUCAUAUACGAGUACAGUGGGUGCCUUUGGGCAAAGGCUUCGUACAAGUUUGGGGUUGGAGACAGUUUGGCGUACAAGUGCACAGUGGCUUGUCCUCCAGGGAAGCGAGAUGAUGAAGGGGCUCGCGGGAUGGAUGCUUGA